This is a messenger RNA of Petromyzon marinus (sea lamprey), 1119 nucleotides long. The record is from RefSeq and is a predicted model, not a curated record. NCBI's taxonomy places the organism in Eukaryota, Metazoa, Chordata, Hyperoartia, Petromyzontiformes, Petromyzontidae.
GUUUCCGGAACGACUUAUGCUCGCAAUCCAAGGUUUUACUGUACUUUAUAUUUAAUCAUCCCGUGUGCUUUAUUUGAUGUUCAUGGGAAGAUGUAAUACAAAAACAUUAUUUCAUACCUACGUGACUUUACCGAAAGAACCAAAGAGUAUGGAUUCCUGCAGUGAUGAAAGCUUUAAAUCUAGAUUAGGAAGUGUAUCACAUUGUGUUUUUUUAAAAUUGCUUUCCUUAGGGAGUAUGACAAACUGAAAGAGAAUCUCAAAUUGGUGGUAGAAGAAAAGGAUCGAAUGCAAAGGGAGCGUCUUUCAUUCCAAAGUCGGCUGCAGAGAGUAUCCGCAAAGUUAGAACAGACAGAGGAGCAGCUGAAGGUCACCACGGAAGACGUCCAACAAGCAGACAAGGAAAUUCUGAGCCUUAAGAAGAAGGUGGAUUUCCUGCAGAAGACCCUCAGUUCACCAUGCCGAGCUAAUGAAGCCAUCAUCCGGCUAAUACAGGAAAGCCCAGCGCCACUGGAGCUGCGGAGGCCAGAAAGGGGGCAGUUCGUGCAUCUCGACCCGGACGGAUUCUACAGCCCGGACACGCCGGAGCCGCCUCCCCAGCCGGGCACCUCCGCAGGCGGCCCUGCCAAGCGCAAGCACGCCGACGGCUUGGCCGAGAAAGCCGCAAAGCUUAGCAAGGCAGCUCCUUCUCACAACAAGGAUGAGAAUGACAGCGAGGAUGAUAUCAAGAUGUCGCACUUUCUGAAGACCUCAACGCUGUUCAAGAAAAGGUCAUACGUGGGCACACCCAAGGGCUGCUCGACAAAAGGCUCGGUGCGGACAGGUUUUGAUGGGAUGGGAGGAAGAACAAAGUUCAUUGAACCUACCAACGUGACUGAAAUCCGCCCGGUGCUGGUGCCGAUUAAGAAGAAAGUGGGCCGUCCACCCGGCGGGCUGGCGCGGUGCCCUCACAAAAUAACCGUGCCGGAAAACCAGCCCAAGCUAGACGUCUUCCUCCAGUGACGACGUUGCACCGCCACCACCGCCUUGCAGUUCACCCUCAACCAGGGGUGGAGCCAGGAUUUUGACUUUGGGGGGGGGCUGACUUCAAUAUUCUGAGAUAUCCAGUGUAAUGUUUUUCAA